This is a messenger RNA of Prorocentrum cordatum, 1041 nucleotides long. Lineage: Eukaryota; Dinophyceae; Prorocentrales; Prorocentraceae. The record is from the annotation of a GenBank genome assembly.
GCCAGGACGCUGCUGCAGAGCCUGCUGGGGUGCGCGCACGUCCGAGCGCUCAGCGCCGGCGGCCGCGCCGCGGGCGCCGCCGCGGGCAGCCCGGCGUGGGCGGGCGGCCUCGAGUUCUCCUCCGAGCUGGAGGGCGCGCGGAGCGAGUGGGGCGGAGACGGUGCAGAUAUCGAUGAUGCAGGCAGCAGCGGGCGCAGGAGCGGGCUGCGACCGGCAUUCCGGGGCCCGGCGCACAGGGGGUCGCGCGGCGACUACCUGAGGAUGUGCGAGCAGGUGGACCGGGUGGCGUUCUUCCUGCACGCGCUGCGGCCGUUUCAUCACUGCGCCGUCGACGACGUGGGCGACAUCGCCCUGUGCGCGCUGCGCGAGCAGCUCGUCCACGUGGUCCGGGAGCUCGAGGGGUCGCUGGCGGAGCUGCGGCUGGCGCGCCAGCAGGUGGCGCGCGCCGCCAAGCGGGGGCUGCAGGACCAGGUCCUGGCCGCAAACGGCGCGUCGACGUCGAGCGAGGCUGCCCGGUGGGCCAAGGGCCUUCGGCACAUGCAGGACGCCACUCUGGACGGCAAGCACGCGGAAAUCGAAGGCCUCUGCGGCCAGGUGCGCGCCGCCGCCGCGCACGGCCGCGGGGCCGAGCUGCAGGGGGCGCGGGCCAGGGAGCUGCGCGAGGCCGCGGAGUGCUUGCAGGACGCGGACUUCCGGGCCCGGUGCAGCCAGCGGCCCCCCCUGCGGCUGGCGGGCGGCGGGCCGCGCGGGGCCCUCGCGGCGGAGCUGCCCACCCAGGGGGCGCACUGAGGGUCUUGCGCGGGAAGCGUGGCGCCAACCCGCGCAGAAAGGCUGAGCCGCUCUUCAAGGCUACACAUGGUUCGUCGCUCGUGGGAGGAGCGGGGUGCGACUCUGCUGCCGGCGUGAAGUCGCCUCGGCGUGGAGCCUCGGAAGUCGAGGUGCAGACAGGUGCCCUCGCCUCUGGCCGUCGCGCGGCUUCAAAAAGGCUACUCCUCUUGACCUGCUUGCGGUGUUGGGUGCGCGGGCAGUGCAGUUGACCUG